Molecule: messenger RNA, 6402 nt
Organism: Anopheles arabiensis
Lineage: Eukaryota; Metazoa; Arthropoda; Insecta; Diptera; Culicidae
Product: Krueppel-like factor luna
Exons: 6
Coding region: 3303-5117 (604 amino acids)
Biological process (GO): regulation of transcription by RNA polymerase II
Molecular function (GO): RNA polymerase II cis-regulatory region sequence-specific DNA binding; DNA-binding transcription factor activity, RNA polymerase II-specific
Source: RefSeq, a predicted model, not a curated record
CGCGACGGCAGGACGUGUUUCGCGUGAAGCUUGCUUGCUAGCGGUUCGGUUUCAACUACGCGCCUUUGCAUCCGUUUUCCGUCUCACGUUGGUGCUUCCUGAUUCGUCCUUUUAUUAUAAUCGUGGUUAUUGCAUGUGGUCUGUGCAGUGUUUUCGUUGCUGUUUACGUCGCAGUUUCGUGCAUGACCUUCCUCACGCGUAUGCAAAACACACCUCAAACUAUUGAAAGGUUUUGCGUGCAGUGGAAUAAUUUACGCGCGUAAAAACGAUCAGUUACGUGCGCAACCGUAGCCGGGGGCGAUUAAAUCCGAAUCCUUCGGGGUUGUGAAAAAACAAAGAUUUCUCGACCCAGCAAGCGAAAAAGUAAGCAACAAACGGAAACCCAUCGUGGGUUUUCCGCAAACAGUAAAGUGUCUUGAUCAUUUAUUGAUCGCAAUCGCAGUCUUGUGUUCUCUAAUCUAAGCGACGCUAAAAAUCAACCGUUGUGUUUGUUUCUGAUUAAAAUUAUUUACUGCUGUGAUCUGGUAAUAAUGUAGCAUCAAUUUAAAGUGAUCGUUUUGUGUACUAGUACUUCUAGCACGAGUGUCCUUCGAAGCUGUUAGAAAUCUUUGUGAAACACUGUUUCAUUAAUCUGCUACCGAAUUCCAUGUGCUGAGACAGCUUUUAUGCAAAAAGUACGAUCGUCCACAAGUAUGCACGGAAGUUGGAAGAAGGAUGCUAAUUUCCAAAACGUAAAUACCUGCAAUUACGACAAUUAAAGUGUGAGUGCAAACGAGCCGCGUGUAAGACACAACACGAUUGCCCCAGUCAGCUUAACCUGCGCCCAACCAAGCCCUUCGACCAACAGGCUUCGACAGCACCAGCAGGCUGGCUUCUGCUUCUGAUGCGGCUGCUUGGCAAGAUUACUGUUAUUAUCGCAUGAAUUAGGAUCAAUUUAUGGUCCAUUCCCGCACGGAACGUAUUGGCGGCACGAAGAAGGGAGUGAAUCGGUGUGGUAUGAUUCAAGUUUGACCCUUUCCGUGUCGUGCCGUGCUGAAGUGUAGCAGUUAAUGCUGAAGUGAGUGGAGAGGAUGUGUAGUCACCACAAGGAUGCAUGUACGGCCGUGUGAUUUCUGACGAUUUGCGGCAAAGUCAAUGUAUAAUGACUACAGUGUGUCGCAGAGUGCCGGAGAUGAGUAGCAUACGAUGUGAGGCAAAGUAACACAAAAGAGCAAAGUGAUUUUUAUACUGUCUAUGGACAUAAUGCCUGAUUAGUAGUGAAAAGCUACAUACCCACAUACAUUAACGAUAAAAUACAAAUCAACACAACAGCAAGGCACUGAAGCAUUCAACGCACUUUGCCUGUUCGCAAUGUAAAUAAAACACUCACUAUCGCUUAAGGCCAGUAUUAGUGAUUUAAGGAAAUCGAUAGCGUUUAGUGACGUAUGGAAGUAGCAUAGUUAUUCUUGUGUGUAUGUGUGUAUGUGCAUUUUCUUGUCUCUGUGCGUGUGUGAGUAACGAAACAAAAAUUCCAAUUCUAAAACUCGUGUGUGCGAAAGCUAUUUAUCCCCCAAACCCUCUCUCACAUCACUUUGACGUUCUUCAACGUACGAUCUCCAGCCGAGGCAAGAUUUCCGUUAUCGAAACCCUCAAGCCACGUAGCCCUUCAGUUCCGGUAGUUGCUGUUGAAAACAGUUGAAGGAAAAAAAAAGCCGUCCUACUGUCGGGGGCCUCCGAAGUGCACCUUCGUGUUUGGAGCGUAGAAGACAGCAGCGUGUGGUGAAAAAUAUAGAAAAAAAUAGCGCCGAUCUAAACGCAACGCGAAGGCAACAACUCUAACGCGCCUUCGCUUCGACCGGAGCGCGCUAACCUGUUUGAAAGGUACUGCACAAAUCGCACCGAACCAGUUGUGUCCGCUGCAAACAACAAAACCUGCCGCCGCUGGUGCAAAAGACUGCGGCUACUGCUACGACUGGGAGGUUCAAGAAUAAUAAUACAAACCCUCCCCGCCUCCCGUCACUUGUAAGGGCCCAUGCGCAGACAGUGGCAGGUAGUGGGCAGGCGUACUAGAGAGCAGCCAGCUUCACGUACGCAGUACCGGUUUGCCAGCUAGCUCGGCACCUGGCUGGGUGUGAACGGAGGGGGGAUCGUGAAAAAUCUAUGGUCUGCACCGAAACGGCGGGGACCUCGAAGAUUGCGCGAACGUUUGUUGGUGGCACUGUGGUCCGACGUUCUAGCCAGGUUGCCGCCGACCAGUCGUCCCCGUCCAUUACUACUACUCUCGCGGUACAGUGGUCCUACCUUCCGAGCACGGUGGAGGCCUGAUUGUGUCCAGCUCGCGAACACGUAUGCUAAAAACACUCCAUGCUCCAAACGGGUACAAAUUAAGGUGUGCAUUUACUCGUACACGUACUCCGUACACGACCAUCUUGGCCAGUUUCUCCGCGUUCUAGAAACGCCUCACUUCCUCGGUUUUUGGUGCGCACCUCCACAGCCUCUCGAGCACCAGCAGGCGACCAAUUAAAAGGGCAUUAAUGAAAACAACCGUCUGGUUGAGGGGACACCGUGCGCGCCGUGUCGAUUGGGUUACCAGCUUUCGCGGACUGUCCGUCGCGCAAGAGUCCUACACGCUGGCGGGGGUCCUAGAGUGCUGACGGAAGUACCGCGGAAUACAUCGAUCGAUGCAUUGGGCUUCUCAAGGCAUUGAGCUUUCGUAAAGCUCUGAGUGAUUGCCAGAAAGUGUGAGUGUGUUUGUGUGUGUUUGUGUGGUUGUAUGUGACCCAAUAUUGAAUCCAACUGACCCCAGCUGCGUUCCCGUUGACCCGCGCUCUAGUGGCAUGAUACCGAAGUGUGCUGCAGUCGAUUGCGGUGAAACGAAUGGGUCCGUGUGAGCGUGUGAUCGUGUAGAAAAUUAUUGUCCAAGAAUCCUGAAAGUGUCUGUUUGAAAAAAAAAGAGAGGGAGUGAGAAAAAAGGUCUAGAUAGAUGGGAAGUGUGCACUUGCGUGUAUGUAGCUGUCCAUUAAUGCUAAUCUCGUAGCGGUGAUUGUCAGUUGGUUCGCCUACCGUUACUGCUGCGACUGCUCGUGAGCAUCAGAAGCAAGCACACCCUAGACCUCUGCAUUCGUCGUUGCAUACACUCUCCCGGAUGUUUCGAUGCAGUAGUGCUGGUGUAACCGAUCGACAUCGGUGAUUUGCCCUUCUUCUUCAUCAUCAUCGUCAUCGUUCACCUAAACGCUGGAGUUACAGUACGCGAUUGCUGUUGUGGUCAUCGUCACUGUCAUCGCACAAGGAUUAUCAUUUUGAUACGGCGUACUGGAAUUUUAAUGGUUUACAUGAAUGGACUUGGCAAUGACCCUCUGUCUGCAAAAGAGGCAGAGGGCCCACCAGUCCAGCUAGAGCCCGUCGAUCUCAGCGUUCGCUCCCCGCCAAAAGAUCUUAAGUCAACGUCGGUCCGAAUGCGAAGCGGGGGACUCCUGAAACGGCCACCACCACCACUCAUCACAGCACCACACCUGCUAGCGUUAAGGCACAAAACGAAAGAUCUAUUUUACUCACUUCACAACAACAACAACAACAACAACAAUGAGGAAACUGAAAACGAAAGCACGGACAGUAGUGAGUCGACGGCAACGGCCAAGAUUGCAGCUGCGGCCGCUGCUGCAGCCGCCGCAACAAUUGCCGCAGCAGCGGCCGCCUCGCAAGCACCUCCCUCCGCCUUCUCGCCGACGCACGCACACCAUCUCCUGUCGACGCUGUGCGGCACCGGUAGUGCCAUCGUACCAGGCCAAUCGGAAACGCCUGGCAACAACGGUAGCGCCGCCGACGGUGCCACAGCAGCAGCCGCAGCAGCAGCACUCAUCCUAGCCGAGAAUAACAAUAGCCUUAGUGUGAAUAACAACAACUAUCCUAGUGAAAGCGACCUUGAAACGAAACCGAGUACCUUCCGGGGCGAGUCGACGACCUAUCCUACUAUCUACAACAACUACUGUGUUCAGCAGCGGGGCAGCCCAACGCAACGUACGAGUUCGGAAAGUCAGAGGAAAAAAUCUCCAUCCACGGGACUGGGUAGCAGUGGUACUGGUGGUGGUGGUGGAACAUAUCCGAUACAACACCCACAUCAUCAUCCUCACCAUCAUCUCUUUCCGCCACAAUUCCUGCAAGCCUUCUCGGUGCAUCAACUUCAGCAGCAGGAAGAACAGCUGCUGAGCCACCGUCGAGCACAGUCGCCACUUUCGCUAAUGUUCGAUCAACAACUACAGGAGCAGCUGCACCAGCUCUCCGCAGCAUCCGUCGUACAUCCGCCGUCCGUGGCCAAACUGUUGCCCGGUAUACCAGCACCGCUGGCGGCAUCGAUUGCAUCCAUCGCGUCUAGCUUACCGAAAAACCAUCCGCUUAGCGAGACUGCCACUGUUGCAUUUCAGCGGUUGCUUCAGCAACAACAACAGCACCAGCAAUCGGCCACUGUGGCUGCAUCAUCGCAGUUAGGUUCGGGGCUAUUAUCAUCCCGCUCUCGCAACAGCACAAAACCCACCGACCGCAGUAGCAGUCCGGAUCGUUACAUCGGCAAGCUAACGGACCUUCGGCAGCGAACCGCUUCCAACAGUAGUUCCAAUGGAGGUGCCGCCGCCAGUGGCGAACAAGCGGCCACGCCAUCAUCCAAACGGCACGCGGACGAUGGGAAUGGACAUAGCAGCAGUAGUAGCAGCAGCAGUAAUAACAACACUCCUCGCCAUCAUCUUCAUCUUGCAUCAGCCUCACCGGGACUGCUGGGACUGGGCAGUGAGCUUCGCCACCAUCAUCAUCAUCAUCAUCACAAUCAUCACCAUCACCAUCAAUCGUCCUCCUCGCUAUCCUCGUUGAAAGGAUUGACGAAGAAUCGGAAGAUCCACCGCUGUGAUGCAACUGGUUGUGAUAAGGUGUACACGAAGAGCUCUCAUCUGAAGGCACACAAACGAACACACACUGGUGAAAAACCAUACAUCUGCACAUGGGAAGGCUGUGUUUGGAGAUUUGCCCGAUCGGACGAGCUCACCCGCCACUACCGGAAGCACACCGGAUUGAAACCCUUCCGCUGUAAGCUCUGCACACGUUCCUUUAGCCGUUCGGAUCAUUUGUCGCUUCACAUGAAACGACACUAAAAAUGUGUUACUAUUUCGAUGAUUUCGCCCCGCCCAUCCAACCCCUACACCAGAGUGUAUAUCAUCCAUUCGAUCUAAGAAGCGUUGUGUCCGCCCUAGUCCCCCCAAACAUUGCACCACGCUGUGAAGCAAAGGACGGAUAAGGGGGACACUGUCGAUGAAUCUCAAUAAUUGUGUACUACGGUUAAGUUAUUGAUAGGGUGCUUUUAUUUCAGUUUAUCUUUACUUUUCUAGCUUGAUGUAUCCUUCGUUCCAGAUUUUCGAUUGGCAAAUUACAAAAAAAAAAUGCAUGACAGCCUCUCUAAUCAGUUUUUAAGCCUUAUGAGGUUUUUUAGUUCGUCAUUUUUGAUUUUCUUACGCGUUACGCGUUUUUUUGUAUAUUUUUACAACACUUUUCACAAUUCCAUGUUAGAGAAACAGAAAUCUUUUAACUAUCAACAAUCUAUUUCUGUGCUUUCUUAUCUUUAAGAUUUUGUUGCCUCUUUGUGCAAACUUUUGCUUGCCAGCCUACAUCAAUAAUGAUAACCGAACAUUCCUAAGCUUUAGUGGAAGUAACGAAACGUAGUAGAAUAGACAGUGACGGGGAAGAGAGUGAGAGUGAGAGUGAGAGAGAGAGAGAGAGAGAAAGAGAAAGAGAGAGAGAGGGGGGGGAGAAUGAACUAGAAGAAGAAGAAGGAAACAAAAUGCUCAUGCUUUUUCAACGAUUGUCAGUAGCAAAACCAUUCCCAAAUGGAGCCAGUUUUAUUUUACAACAAUUAUACAUGUUUUAGAAUAAUUUCGAUUAAGUUGUUAGUGAACUACAGUUUCAUACAAAACAAGAUGUUGAGUAGCGCAAUUGUACUAUAAGUGAAUAAUCCCGUAACCACCACAUCCAUGACAUUUGACGUUAAAUGCCAGUAGAAUACUCGUUGAAUACGAUUCAUUUCCUACAGUAUAAUACUCCCACAAACAGGUAACAUACCGCAGUGACCACUACCGUUUAGACCAGCUGUAAGCAAUGUGGAAUAGAUGGAACAAUAAGGUAACAAUAACAUAGAAAAAGAAAAGAAGGAGGAGAAGAAGAAGAAAAUAAGGCAAUAGUAGAAGAAGAAGAAAAUAAGCAAUAGUAGUAGUAGAAGAAGAAAAAGAAAGUAGUUAUGAAACAGAAAGCAACAAAAAAAAACACAUCAACAAUGCGAACCAAACGUAUCGCGUAACGUAAAGUGCAAUGACGGAAAAUCCCAAAAUAGUGUUCUAAGAAAGGAGAUGUUUAUUAAUACAUCCAUUUUAUUUUUGUAAUACCGUA